This is a messenger RNA of Trichechus manatus latirostris (Florida manatee), 1776 nucleotides long. RefSeq names its product leucine rich repeat containing 63 (gene LRRC63). The record is from RefSeq and is a predicted model, not a curated record. The coding region runs from base 58 to 1776 and encodes 572 amino acids. NCBI's taxonomy places the organism in Eukaryota, Metazoa, Chordata, Mammalia, Sirenia, Trichechidae. Gene Ontology annotation, biological process: signal transduction. The transcript is spliced from 9 exons. Gene Ontology annotation, molecular function: protein binding.
UUUUUUAAUGCUCACUUAACCAAUAGUUACGAAGAACAGCGCUUACUAUUAAUUAAGAUGCAAAAGCACUCAACACUUUUUCGAAGACCCUUACCUCCCAAACUCCCUAAGCUGCCGUUAUAUAAGAAGAAAACCCAUACAGCCAAGACCAUUGAAACUGAACCACCAGAUGUAGAGGUCGCUCAAGAUGAAACCACUCCAGUUAAAGAAAAUACAAAUGUUAUUCCUGAUACAGCUUCAAGAAAUCAAUCACAAACCUUUAUCAGUGUCCAAACCCUCUUUCUUGAUCAUCAUAUACAAGAAAAAGUGACUCUUAUAAAACCUAUUACAACACCUAAAAAAUAUAUUCAGGAUGUUGGUUUGCACAUUCCAGAUACUGCUCGUGGUUCCAUACUUUUUCCAAGUUUUCGUUCGGCUUCAGCUCGAGUUUUUGGGAAAGAAAGAAGUCAAAUGGAAAGUUUAAGAAAGUCAAAGAGACAGCCACCCAAAUUAGAAAGGAUUUAUAUUGAUUCAAGGCUUAAAGACAUCUUAAUUCUUACUUCAGAUUUCUCCAAACCUUUAAGUGCCCCUUGCCCACUUAUCACUACCAAAGUCGAUGUUCACGUUGAGUAUCCACCAAAGAGUAUGAGCUAUCCUUCUGAGAUCCCCCCGAUAGAUUUAAGUACAGCAAUGCUAAGCCCUCUACCUAGUAUUACAUCUCCUAAACCAGAAAGACAGUGGUCUGACCACUUACGACGAAAUACUCCUGUGGUAUUAACUAUUAGUGAAUUUCCUGGUCCCACUGGCAUACCAAUACCAGUUUUACCAAGAAAACCUCAAAGACAGUCUAUUAUAGAAAAUCUUUUAGUAGAAAAUGAAAAUGUAGAAGCUGUCCCAAAGCAAAGAGCACCAAGUAUACCUCAAGGUCUCGUUAAGACUAAAAAGGAAGACAUGGUGAUCAAAAAUAUUGUACGUGGUGAGGGUUUUAAGACUAUUUCAGCAACACAGUAUGAAACAAUAAUGGCCAUGACCAAUUUGGCCAUACUAAACUGUCAAAUAUAUGGGAGAAAUGCACUUAAUCUUAAGGGCUUUUUUAUCCUCAAUUGUCCAGACUUAACACCUUUGGCUUUCCAAUUGAUUUAUCUUAAUUUGUCGUAUAACGAUAUCCGCUACUUUCCUUCAGAAAUAUUUUGUCUUAAAAAUUUACAAGUACUAAACCUGAGAAAUAAUCCUAUCAAAGAAAUCCCAUCUGAAAUUAAAAAACUUAACUACCUUAGAGUUUUCAUCAUGGCCUUUACUUUGAUUACUUUUCUUCCACCCGGGUUAUUCACCUUGUCCUAUCUUGAGGAACUUGAUAUUUCCUACAAUGACGUUUCUUCUAUUCCAGAUGAAAUCAAGAAACUCAGAUCACUUGAAAAACUGAACGUGGAUGGUAAUGAUCUGACUUCUUUCCCACCUGGAAUUUUGAAGCUGAACCUGAGAAAAAUCCAAUUUGAGAAUAAUUACACUCAUCCUCAUCUUUGGAAAGAGAAUUCUUUGAAUAGUCCACAGCAUCUCACUCACCUCGUUUCUUUGUUCUUUUUCAAAAAUGAUCUACAUAGAUAUCAUGAUGUGAUCCCAGAAGAAAUUCAAAAGUUACUAAAAUGCACUUCCCGUUGCGAAUGGUGCCGAGGGCCCAUGUUUGGUGAAGGUUUACGCGUCAUCCGAGCCUGUGAUGUUUUUGGAAUAACACAGUUUCCUGUUAUGUUCCAUGUCUGUUCUUCUUCUUGCUAUGUACAAGUAAAGCAAAGCGGUUAG